GCUGGAGGAUGAAGUCUACGACGAGGACGGGAACACCCUGCAGGACUUCGCCUAUGACCACGAGCCCCUCGGUAUAGCGAAUCCGUCCUCCAUGAUCGGCGAGAUGUACACCUUGUAUUACCCACCGGAAAAGAGGCACGCCGAUGGGAUCUUCAACAAAGCCUACAGGAAACUCCUGGGCCAGUUAUCCGCCAGGAAAUAUCUGCACUCCCUGAUGGCCAAGAGGGUCGGGUAAGGGCUUCUGCUCUUUCUUUGCCGCG
Leptosomus discolor (cuckoo roller) is the source of this 260-nucleotide messenger RNA. The record is from RefSeq and is a predicted model, not a curated record. NCBI's taxonomy places the organism in Eukaryota, Metazoa, Chordata, Aves, Leptosomiformes, Leptosomidae.